UGGGCGCGACCUCAGGGGCCCCGGCGUCCCCUCCAUGACCCCCGCGGCCCAGGCCGCUCUUUGCAUCUUGUCUCGCCCGCAGCUGGCCCCGACCGGUCCAGGGGCCCGAACGCGACCUUGGACAAGUCUGCCAUCCCGGGUCGCCCCUGCUUCGGCCUCCGGUGCGGGGCACUUCCCGAGGCAGUGAAGCCCGAGCGGGGGGGUGGGGGUGGGGAACUGAGGCAAGAACCGUACUUUAACUCCACCCCUGCCCCUGGAGGCCGCCCUCUCAGUGGUGGCUACAAACUUUAGCGUCUCAUAAGUUACGGAGCACAGGAGCGCUUGGAGCACUUGGUCCCUGCGGCGCUGGAUGCCAUGAGUUGCUAAAAGUGAGCCUGUCUUUUCAGCUCUCUUGGGGCACAGUGUCGGGGGCACAGAGCCAUGUCUGACCUGCUCCUCCUGGGCCUGAUUGGGGGCCUGACUCUGCUGCUGCUGCUGACACUGCUGGCCUUUGCUGGGUACUCAGGGCUGCUGGCCAGGGUGGCGGUGAGUGCCGGCUCACCUCCCAUCCGCAAUGUCACUGUGGCCUACAAGUUCCACAUGGGGCCCUACAGCGAGACUGGGCGGCUUUUCACCGAGAGCUGCAGUGUCUCCCCCAAGCUCCGCUCCAUCGCCGUCUACUACGACAACCCCUACAUGGUACCCCCUGAGAAGUGCCGCUGUGCAGUGGGCAGCAUUCUGAGUGAGGGUGAGGAGUCUCCCUCCCCUGAGCUCAUCCAGCUCUACCAGAAGUUUGGCUUCAAUGUGUUCUCCUUCCCAGCACCUAGCCAUGUGGUGACAGCCACCUUCCCCUACACCUCCAGCCUGUCCAUCUGGCUGGCUACCCGCCGUGUCCAUCCUGCCCUGGAUGCCUACAUCAAGGAGCGGAAGCUGUGUGCCCACCCUCGGCUGGAGAUCUACCAGCAAGACCAGAUCUAUUUCAUGUGCCCACUGGCACGGCAGGGAGACUUCUAUGUGCCUGAGGUGAAGGAGACAGAGCGGAAAAGCCGGGGGCCUGCGGAGGCCAGUGACACCCAGAUGGAUGGCACAGGUAUGGAGGGUGGGGCCCUGCGCAGAGGUGGAGGAAGGAGACCUGCCCACCUCACAACCCACAUGAGAAUUGCCUAUUUCUGGAUACGUGGAUCCAUGCAGAUUGGGUUCACACAUGUUAGCCCUGGCAGUACCGAUACAAAGACCCUGCAGAUGCAACGAGAAGUACCUUUGGAAACAGGUGCUCCUGGGACCCCAGGGGAUGGGGCUAUUCAGGAAAGGCAUCACUUGGGUGGGGCUCAUCAGAAAAUAAGAUUGGCCCUGGAUCUGGAAGGUAGAGAGGAGAGAACAGGGUGUUCCCAGUACAGAGCCCUACCCAGAGGCAGCUGCUUCCUCCCUGCUGAAGAACAACCAGAGAGUGUGCCGAAGGGUGCCAGGAGAUCAGCCCCUUGCCCCUUCCACCAGAGCUAGCCUUCGUCCUCCAGGUCCAGGCCAGCUGGUAAUUUGCUGGCUUUCAGCCCACCUCCCUGCCAGGCUGUCCCCAGGAGCAAGAGGGCCUGCUAGUAACAUCCCAGGGGGCCCAGCCCUAGUCCGUGGUGAUGGAGGCCCAUCACCUGUGGGAGUGGCACACCCCCCCAGUGGAUAGCUGGGAGGAGAGCGGCUAUCCCUCCUUCUUUGGGAGACUUCCUCUGUCCAGCCAAUCUUCAAUAACCAAGGUCAUCCUAGAAAGGCAUAUGUUGUGGCGGGGGGUAAGGGUACUGAGAGGCAGUCACCACUCCCUAGAGGCCGUGUCCAACACAGUUAACUUCAUCUGCUGUUUAAUUACCUCCGUGGGGCACUGUUCCCACCCGCCUGGUAAUGCCCGGCAGACAUUCUUCAGUUGCGCCUACUGUGAGCACAAGACAUGGCACAAGGUCAGCAGGCCCAGGCAGUCUCUAGGGCAGGAAGGGGGAGUGUCUUGACCUUCUUUCGACCUCCCUCUGCUGUCUACACUCCCGUCCUCAGCCACCCCCCCCCAGCUUUCUCCCAAACACUGCCUGCCAGGGGUAUUGAAGAACUGCUUGGCACCCGCUACAGCUGGCUGCAGCGUAGCUCCCACGCCCCCAGUGCCUUGGCCUGUCUUCCCCACUAGCCUGCCCACCCACUCCCUGCUGGGCAGGGGGGUCGUGGAGUCUGCCCACCUCUGACAGCAUCUGCCCUGACACCCAGGGCGGACUCUGAGUAUGUGCCUGCCAGGUGCAUGCCAUUUGCACAGCAGUGUGUGCGGGGUGCCUGGCUGCCCAGGGCUUGGCCUGCCCCUGACUGCCUCCCCACUGGGGCCCCCGCUUGGGCUAGGAGGUGAAAGGGGGUGAUUAGCUGCCUUAUGCCUGUUAUUACAUUGAUGUAUUAUUUAGCUCCAGAGAGGCAAUGAAUAUUUGAUCUCCUUGCACUGGCUGUGGGCAGUGGGGGAGGGAGGGACAGGGGUGAAGGUGGCAGCUUCAUUCUCUGCCCCGGCAGCCCUAGAGACAUAGGUUCUGCUCUUCCUUGCCUGGCCUUUUCUGUCCUGGGAGAGGGGCCUAAGACUCUGGAAGUUCUUCUGGUGCAGACCAUGGUGGGGCUGGAGGGAUGCCACUUCCUUGCCUUGGACUCAUUUGCCAGAAGUGUCCACAUGUCCCCCCAGGGGCUGGCCUCAUCUGAGCAUCCUGGGCCCCAACCUAAAGGGCCACCCCUGGACUCCAUCCUCUGACCGUUCCUAGCCCAGGAGCUGGGACAGGGAGGAGUCAGCCUCCUGGCAAGCAGGCACGUUCCCAUACCAGGUCCCACGAGAGCCAUUGGGUAGGUGGGCUGGUGGAACAUGACAGUUUAAUGGGGCCUGGGAGCCCCAUUUCAUUUGCUUCUUUCAGGCCUGCAGCCUCUGGAGCACUGAUUAUCCCCACUGAAGGAGUGAAUAAGGGGCUGGAGUCAUGCCCUAAAGUUAGAAGGAACCACCCAUAACUCAGGAUAUAGCCCAAGCUCACUCUUAGCUGCCUCUAUUCUGGGAACCAUGACUGGGGCCCCAGCAAGAAGAGGGCCCUGGGCCAGUAGGCUAGCACUUCCAGAGCCUACCUCACCUCUGCCAGUAGGCCCAAGGGAUAUCUUCUUAGGGCCAAGGGAACUGAAGGAGCAGACCCCCAAAUCCCCCCACCCUUAUUUUAGUCCCCAUCUGAGGCACAGUGGAAGUUCCAGGUCAAGUCCAAAAGCCAAGCAGUUCCCAGCUGCUCCUGGCUCAGGCUUGCAUCACCAUGGAGACAGGAUCUGGGGAAAUUGGCCCACCCCUCACCUCUGUGAUGUUUGACAGCUGCCCCUCUCCCUCUCACACAGAAGGGGGUGCAUAUCAGCCUUCUCUCAAUCUGGAUUCCUACACAGGGGGCCUGAGCUCUUUGUCCCUUCCUUUCCCUACCCCCCUACCCCAACUGUUGUUAGUACCUCUGAUCUGUGGACUUGAGUUGAGGCGUUGCUCCUGAACAGGGCAAAUGAAGUGUCUUCUUGCCUGGAGGAUGUGUUAGGGGUGGGAGGAACAUACUGGGAGGGAUAUGGACCCUCAGCCCUGUCUCAGGGCUCUCCAGCUGCCAGCACAGUGCUCUCAUGGUCACCUUCUGCUGCUUUGUGGCUCAGGAACCACCAGUAAUGGUUGGGGAUAAUUAAGGCUCCUCUCGGGUGGCCCAUCCAUAGGGGACGAAAGCCCUUAAAAUGCUUUAUCCUGGUAUCCCCCUUCCUUGCAAUUGGUUUCUCUGGACUUCUCUAUCCCACUUCUCUCUGCCCUAGUUGCCUCCUCAAACUAGGGCUCAUUGGGGCCAGAGGCUGAGGCCAGCUGCCUUCCUGGAUGUGGCUGUUCCUUGGGGAGCCCUGCAUGGGGGAGGGGGCAAGAGAGUAGGCCUUCUGGUCCAUUCUCCCAUCCUCAUGCCUUAUGGGCACGCUAGCCUUGGACAGACCUUUCUCCAAGCCUGAAAUGGGAUGUGGAGGAGGGGACAUUACUUGAAUCUCUUUGUUCUACCCUUAGCUCUCCACCUCAGGGCUGAGUGGUCCUUAAUGGACUCUUGGGGGGUUGGGGGGGCAGCAGGCUUUGUGGGAGCACAGGGAGUUGUGAGGCUAAUUCAAGGGGAGGGAGAGGAGUGCACAGCAGGCUGUCCUCUCUCCCUCCAUCCCUCCCUUUGCCCUGUCAGUGCAGCUCUGGCCAGGGCAGAGGGCAGAGGGCAGCUGGAAUGAGCCUCUUGAGGUAGGGCCCACUUUAUUACUCAUGAGCACACUGUGCAUGCUGGUUCCCGAGCAAGUGGAGGUUGUCUGUCCUCUCCCCGGAGGAGGGGAUGGGGGUCCUAGCUAACGUGUGCUCCCUCUUCUUG
Molecule: messenger RNA, 4367 nt
Organism: Mustela erminea (ermine)
Lineage: Eukaryota; Metazoa; Chordata; Mammalia; Carnivora; Mustelidae
Gene: TEX264
Product: testis expressed 264, ER-phagy receptor
Exons: 6
Coding region: 421-1479 (352 amino acids)
Biological process (GO): reticulophagy; protein-DNA covalent cross-linking repair
Cellular component (GO): replication fork; endoplasmic reticulum membrane; autophagosome membrane
Source: RefSeq, a predicted model, not a curated record